AUGACCAUCGCCCGCCGUUUCACGCAAAACAUGUCGGCAAUUGGUAGAACUUUCUUGGCAGACGGUCGCGACCUACCGAUCGGGGCAUCUACAGACAUGGACAUUGCAGGCAAUGUCUGCUAUGAAGUCCCGAGUUUCCAUGGUUUCUUCAGUGUGGGUCCAGAGAUCCCGGGGGCCAGUCCGCAUAAUCCAGAAUUUGCGAUAGCGGCUGGAACGAGGUCUGCUUACUUAUUAGCCAUGGACAGUGCAAAGGGGAUGGCGAUGACGGCGUAUGAUAUUCUGUCGGAUGAUGAGGUUGCAGCUGAGGCGUGGGAGGAGUUCAGGAAUGAGUUCCGGCAAUGA
Exophiala aquamarina CBS 119918 is the source of this 342-nucleotide messenger RNA. RefSeq lists its product as uncharacterized. The transcript is spliced from 2 exons. The coding region runs from base 1 to 342 and encodes 113 amino acids. Gene Ontology annotation, molecular function: dipeptidase activity. The record is from RefSeq and is a predicted model, not a curated record. NCBI's taxonomy places the organism in Eukaryota, Fungi, Ascomycota, Eurotiomycetes, Chaetothyriales, Herpotrichiellaceae.